AUGUCUAACCAAGGAGUGAGGAGAAAUGGCCCUGUUAAACUGCGAUUGACAGUUUUGUGUGCCAAGAACCUGGCCAAGAAAGACUUCUUUCGGUUGCCAGAUCCUUUUGCCAAAGUGGUGGUGGACGGCUCAGGACAAUGCCACUCGACAGAUACUGUGAGAAAUACAUUGGACCCAAAGUGGAAUCAGCACUAUGACCUAUAUAUAGGAAAGGCAGACUCCAUCACCAUCAGUGUUUGGAACCACAAAAAGAUCCAUAAAAAGCAGGGUGCCGGUUUCUUGGGCUGCGUCCGACUCUUAUCCAAUGCCAUCAACAGACUGAAAGACACUGGCUAUCAGAGACUGGACCUGAAUAAGCUCAGCCCCAAUGACAAUGACACUGUGAGAGGACAGAUAGUAGUGAGUCUCCAAUCCAGAGAUCGCAUUGGGUCUGGAGGUCCGGUGGUAGAUUGUAGUCGCCUGUUCGACAAUGACUUGCCUGAUGGUUGGGAAGAGAGGAGAACUGCUUCUGGACGCAUUCAGUACCUAAAUCACAUUACUAGAACAACUCAAUGGGAGAGACCAACCAGGCCGGCCUCGGAGUACUCCAGCCCGUCCGGACGGCCUCUCAGCUGCGUGGUGGAUGAGAACACACCAGUGAUGACCCCAAUUAACGGAGCCGAGGCAAGCGUGCCCCCCGGAGAGCCCCGAGUCCAGGAGCGGCGUGUUCGAUCACAGCGGCACCGCAACUACAUGAGCCGGACACAUCUGCACACGCCGCCCGACCUGCCGGAGGGAUACGAGCAAAGAACCACGCAGCAGGGCCAAGUCUACUUUCUCCACACACAGACUGGAGUGAGCACAUGGCACGACCCACGGGUGCCCAGGGACCUCAGCAAUGUGAACUGUGAAGAGCUGGGUCCACUUCCUCCGGGCUGGGAGAUCAGAAACACUGCCACUGGACGAGUCUACUUUGUGGACCACAACAACCGGACUACUCAGUUCACGGACCCACGGCUGUCGGCCAACCUGCACCUCGUGCUAAACCCGAGUCCAAAUGGAUCCCGCGUGGCCCCGGAGAGCCAAAACACUAACCUCAGUCCCCAGAAUCAGAAUAAAGAGCCAGUUGUUUCCGGGGCUCCUCCACAGCCCCUGUCUCCUGCCCAGCUGCCUGAAGACCCAGAGUGUCUGACGGUGCCCAAAUACAAGAGGGACCUGGUGCAGAAGCUGAAGAUCCUGCGUCAGGAGCUUUCCCAGCAGCAGCCUCAGGCCGGUCACUGUCGCAUUGAGGUCUGCCGCGAGGAAAUCUUUGAGGAGUCCUAUCGACAAGUGAUGAAGAUGCGACCGAAAGAUCUCUGGAAGAGACUCAUGAUUAAGUUCCGAGGAGAAGAGGGACUGGACUACGGUGGAGUCGCCAGAGAAUGGCUGUAUCUACUGUCCCACGAAAUGUUGAACCCGUACUACGGCUUGUUCCAAUACUCACGAGACGACAUCUACACGCUGCAAAUAAACCCAGACUCUGCUGUCAACCCGGAGCAUUUGUCUUAUUUCCAUUUUGUGGGACGCAUCAUGGGCAUGGCGGUGUUCCACGGACACUACAUCGACGGAGGAUUCACGCUGCCGUUUUACAAACAGCUGCUGGGAAAACCCAUCACCCUGGACGACAUGGAGUCUGUGGACCCAGAUCUGCAUAACAGUCUCGUCUGGAUCCUGGACAAUGACAUCACUGGUGUCUUGGAUCACACUUUUUGUGUCGAGCAUAACGCUUAUGGAGAAAUAAUCCAACACGAGCUGAAGCCCAAUGGGAAGAGCAUCCCUGUCUCCGAGGAAACGAAGAAGGAAUAUGUCAGGUUGUACGUGAACUGGCGCUUCUUGCACGGGAUAGAGGCUCAGUUUCUGGCCCUGCAAAAAGGCUUUAACGAGGUCAUCCCACAACAUCUACUUAAAUCUUUCGAUGAAAAAGAACUAGAGUUAAUCGUGUGUGGUCUGGGAAAGAUUGACAUCACUGACUGGAAGUCCAACACUCGUCUGAAGCACUGCACUCCAGACAGCAACAUCGUGAAGUGGUUUUGGAAAGCUGUGGAGUCGUUUGAUGAGGAGCGCCGAGCCCGCCUGCUGCAGUUUGUCACCGGCUCAUCCAGAGUGCCACUGCAAGGCUUCAAGGCUUUACAAGGAGCUGCGGGACCCAGACUCUUUACCAUCCACCAGAUUGAUGCCAACACCAACAACCUGCCAAAAGCCCACACCUGCUUUAACCGGAUCGACAUUCCACCGUACGAGAGCUACGACAAACUGUACGAUAAGCUGCUAACGGCGAUCGAGGAGACGUGUGGCUUCGCUGUGGAUUCCUUCGAUCUCCGAUGCAAGACGCUGCUGAAGGUUUAUAGAAUUUGA
Molecule: messenger RNA, 2373 nt
Organism: Knipowitschia caucasica
Lineage: Eukaryota; Metazoa; Chordata; Actinopteri; Gobiiformes; Gobiidae
Source: the annotation of a GenBank genome assembly